AUGUCUAGCGGAACGAUUCCCAGACCUCCAGAAGGUCCACCCUACCCACCACAGACCGCCGGUCUAGGCGGCGUUCCAACUGUCAUCCCCGAUAUCCCCAUCGAUGCCGUCUUCAUCUUCCUUUAUGUGUGCUUCGCCGCGACCAACUUCACCCUCUUCAACUACAAUCGCAGCAAGGGCCACUUCUUCCUGCCAAGUGCCCUGCUCGGCGGCUUCUCCAUGGCCAGAAUCCUGACGCUCUGUCUCCGCAUCGGCUGGGCGACACACCACCACAACGUAUCCCUCGCCAUCGCCGCGGGCAUCUUUGUCAACGCGGGCAUCCUAAUUGUCUACAUCAUCAACAUCCUCUUCGCCCAACGAAUCCUGCGAGCCAAGCAGCCGAAACUGGGCUGGCACCCGCUGGUCAAGACCUUCUUCGUCGCCGUCUACGCUCUCAUCGGCGUGGCGCUGGCGCUGCUCAUCACCCUCAUCGUCAUCUCCUACUACACCCUCAACCUGGCUACCCUGCAUGUUUCCGAGUGGGUCCUCCGGAGCGCCGUUCUCUACCUCUUGAUCGUCACCCUCCUACCCCUUCCGCUCCUCGCACUAGCUUUCGCCAUGCCACGGUCGCCCCUCGAGGAAAACUUUGGCACGGGCAGUCUCAAGAGCAAAGCCCUCCUUCUCACCGCCGGCACGCUCAUCUGCGUCACCAUCGACGGCUUCAAAGUCGGCGCGCUCUGGUCGCCGCCUCGCCCUGCAGAUGACCCGGCGUGGUAUGACUCCAAGGCAGCCUUUUACGUCUUCGUCUUUUCGCUCGAGAUCUUGGUGCUCACGCUGUACACCGGCUUCCGGGUGCAUCGUCGCUUUUGGGUGCCGAAUGGGAGUAGUAAGAGGCGCACCUACAUCGAGCCCGGAAAGAGUGAGAGUGAUGGGCGUACGUACUCGCAAGAUGAGGAGAAUAUCUCACAUGAUCAGGAGAAGUGA
Molecule: messenger RNA, 963 nt
Organism: Neohortaea acidophila
Lineage: Eukaryota; Fungi; Ascomycota; Dothideomycetes; Mycosphaerellales; Teratosphaeriaceae
Exons: 2
Coding region: 1-963 (320 amino acids)
Source: RefSeq, a predicted model, not a curated record